This is a messenger RNA of Megalobrama amblycephala (Wuchang bream), 8129 nucleotides long. RefSeq lists its product as uncharacterized. Lineage: Eukaryota; Metazoa; Chordata; Actinopteri; Cypriniformes; Xenocyprididae. The transcript is spliced from 13 exons. Bases 2163 to 6032 code for a protein of 1289 amino acids. The record is from RefSeq and is a predicted model, not a curated record.
AAUAUCAGAAAAUGUGUAAGAUCGAAAGUACAGAUCAUGUGUAUAUUCAGGUUCAUGUUUUUAGUAUAUUGUAGCACAUUAAAGGGAUAGUUCACGCAAAAAUGAAAAUUCUGUCAUCAAACAGAUCUAUGUGGUAGUCAAUGGGGGGCGAGAUCAGUUUGGUUACUGACAUUCGUCUAAAUAUCUUCCUUUAUGUUCAGCAGAACAAAGAAACUCAUACAGGUUUGGAACAACUUGAGGGUGAGUGAAUGAUGACAGAAUUUGAGGUGAGACACAGUAGAACACAGAGAGCAAGACAGGUGAGGAUGAAGGCCUGGGCUGCGUUCAGCCCCGACAAAACGUUGCAAAACGUUUUUUAAACGGAAACGGUGGAGCGUUGAACACCCCGUUCUGAUGACGCAAGAGAUGCAACUAUGGCAGCUGAGAAGGCCAUUCUUUGUGUUCUUUUUGAAGAAUUUUCGGAGCCUGAUUAAAUCGGUAUAAAUACAUGUUUAAUACUGCAAUACGCUCGAUGUUACAGUCACUGCCCGUGAGUCAUUCUACGAAACGGGUGCCAUUUGGGUCCGCAACAUUUGAUCAGAUGCAUAAGGCACAAAAAAUGUCCCAAAGUCUGUUUCCAAAGCUUAAAGUUAUUAAUUCAAGUGUUCUUUUUAACAUGAUAUAUGAUCAAAUGGGUUUUUUUGAAGAUUAGCAUACUAUUUUUAAUCAUUUUUCAUUAUUACAUUUUUGCCAAUUUCACAUGUCCGUGUUAACCAACAUGACACUUGCAUCUAAAAUAUCACCAAAUAAGUCAUAUAUUUUUUUCAAACAUAUACUAUUUUCAGGAUUAUAUGUGUGUCCCUGUUUACACAAAAUACAUUUAUUCACAAUAAACCUUAUUUUUUUUGUAAAUAUUUUAUGGUUUGACUCACCCCCGUCACAUUAACUUGUUUUAUCUAUAAAUAAUGCUCUGUUCCUUUAAAUGAAAUCACAAAGCCUAAGUAACAUCAUUUGAGCCUUACUGUAUAGCCACCUUGAACAAAAGCAGGCAACUAUGUACAGUUUUUUUUACAUUGUUUAUUUGUUGCUUUUUCAUGUUAGGCAGGGCCCGUCAAGCUUAAACUUACCACCCCGUCAUGCAAAAUAGAUAGGGAAAACUGUUUUUUUUUUUUUUUUUUUUUAUAUUAUUAAUACAAAGAUAAUUAUAUUUCAGAUUGAAUGCAUGUAUGCUAGUUGAGAAACUUGACCACAUGGGAGAUUUGCGGACAUUUUGAGAUUAAAUUUACCACCCUGUCACAAAACGUGACGGGAUUUGUGGAAACUGUGGUUCCUAAUUAUUGUGAUCCAACAUUUGUCUUGAUGUUUAUGAAAGUUUAUGAAAGUAUCCACAAUACAAUAGCAAAAUAUAUAAGUAUAGUAUUUAAUUAUGUUACAAUCAGUGUCUAGCCCACCUUCCUAAGAAUACGGACCAGAAGACAUUCCAAUUACUAAAUGAUAUUUAGACAGACUUAAAGAAGUUCCAGGUCUAUACUUGUGCUCUUAUUAUUGAAGUUAUUUUGCCAGUAAUGUAAAUAAACAUGUGCAAACAAUAUACUUGCCCUAAUAAUAUGCUCUUGUGAAUUUAUUUUAAUGUUAUUUACAUUUACGAGCUGUUUCUUUAGUACGGCGUGGUUUAUAUGCAUGGUGAUGCUGAUUGGGCUAACAUUUCUGACACACCGACCAAACAAGAGAAAACAUAUCUCAAACCCGUUGCACACCGUUUCCAGCAAACAUGUCGUUCAACACGGAAACCGUAGCAAAACGUUGCGCACCGGUUUGAGCUUGAACGUGCCCCAGGUGAGGAGGGAAGGUGUCGCGCUCGGAUUGGCCGCCGGACGAAUCGUUUCUCCCUCUGGACCCCCAUUGGCUCUCGCGAAUUGUUCCAGAGGCGCUCGUUGCUCCCAUUGGUCGAGGCCUCGUCGCCGGUGCCGCCGUCGACUCGGACAUCAUUUGCUCAGUCAGAAUCCCCCGGAUCAACACUAUCUUGCUGUUUUUCUCCGCCGAUUUCGUCAGUUUUAAGCCACAAAACACAAACGUUUUUUUAAAAACGCACUCCCGCAAUUUCUUCUGCAAUUUUGCCCCGCGAUCGGAAUUUUUAUACACCAAUUCUGCAUUUUCGCAACCCUGCAAUUUUGUGGAUCACAAUGGAAAGCAAGCCCGACCUUCGCUUUGAGGCUGGAGAGCUGGUGCUGAGGCAAUCUGAGCAGGCAGCCACUGUGGAGAAAGUCCACCUUUCAGAAGUGGUUAAAGGGGUGCCCUUUGUACCAAAGGACCCUGAGGCUGUGCUGGGGGAGGCCAAGGUCAGGGUUAUCCAUGGCGGAGGGGAUCCCUUUGAUGACCUGCUGCUGGCAAGUCAAAGUGCCAUCCAGUUUGGUCAAUACAGAGGGAAAACCUUCAAGUGGAUGCUGGAGAAUGACCUUGGUUACUCCCUCAUGGUCCUGUCUGGGCAUCAGCGGGAGCGCGAGGCUGGCAGAUUGGACAGAGGUGCCCUCAUGGCUAACAAAGAUGCCGUUCUCAAGUAUGCCUGCACAUUCCAGAAGGUCGCAGAAGCCAUCAAAGUGCGCAGGCAGAGAGAGGGAACGUUACCUGGCUGUGAGGGUGACUGUCUGGUGGGCUUUGGGGUCCACAGGAAGAACACCUUCAAGGAGCUCUAUGAGGCCAAGGACAGGGAGAGGAAAAGCUAUGUGGAGUUCAUCAGGAACCAGGACACCAGUGUGGGCAGCAAGAUGGAUGCGCUGAAGAAAUACAUCUUGCAGAGGGACCAGAAGAAAACUAGGGCUGAAGAGAGAAGAAAGUCAUCCUCUGCAUCUUCUGCAUCCCAGCCUGUCCUACACCCUUCAAGUCCGGCUUCUUCUCUUCCCACACAAAGCUCCCACUCCCAGCCAGCCACAGCACAUGAGCCAGCAGAUGAAGAUCUUCUGGCUUCAGCCAUGGAGGUGGAGCCACAGGUACUUCCACCACCACCACCUUCAACACCGAUCCGCUCACAUCGCUUGGAGCAAAGAGCCGCUCAAAGGCUGGUUUCAGCGGCUUCUGAGGUUGUUCUCCCUGAGGCCUGGAAGCGCUCCCUUCCAAAGGAACAACACGAGUGGAUCGGCCGCUCCCUCUUCCGAAACCAGGGCGGAAGGGCAGUGCUGACGGAUAACCUGCAGAUGUGGUGGUACCCUCCCCAGCCAUGUCUGCAGUAUCAUCAGCCUCCAGCAUCGCCGGACGUGUUCUUCACCUGGCCGCUGUGUUUGUGGAUGCCCUACAGGAUGUGGUCCUACAAGCUGAUCUGCAGCUCGCCAAACUGCAGACGGUCCGGUCAACGACUUACAGCUUGUGGGCUCUACAAGACAGUGAGGCGGGUGCUGAACUUUCACGGCUGGUAUUUUCUGGCGACGGAAUACCUGGAGUGUCAGCGCUGUCAUAAGAAGCUGGCUGCGUGGUCCUACACCAUCCUGGACCAGCUGGAUAUGGCUCACCGCAGGAUGUUCCCAGCUAUUCUCACUUACCGGUUCUCUUGUGAUAUACAUGUGGCAAAGUUGAUGAGGGAGCGCUCUCUCGGCAACAGUGCCACAAUGCUAUAUCACAAACUCUGUGAACAGCACAGUGAGGACUGGAUGGAGAGGACCCUGCAGUACCUGUCUGCGUGCGACCGGUUCCAGGGCACCACCACACGGCCCAUCACGCCUCCACCUCCGAUGCCACCUGUACCAACUGCCAAGUGGCUCCUCUCUGUCCACGCGGAGGAUGUCCGGUCCCGGUAUAGUGAGCUAAAAGCCAGGGUCACAUCUGUCUUUGGGUCCAUCCUGAAAAUGGACUCUACAAAACAGGUGGUCAAAAAACUGGUGGGAGCUGCAGCUGGGACCGCAGCCUGGGUCACCAAUGUGGGCAAUGAGCACGGACAGGUCCUGAUGUCGGUGCUCACCUCACAUAAGGGUCAGGGACUGCUGCCCAUGACCACGGGCCUGGUGAGGAGGUACGAGGCGGCUGGAGUCGCUCCCCCCACGCUCCUGUACGUGGACCGAGACUGCUGCUCUUCUGUGGGAACAUCAAGAGCAGUUGCCAUGUUCAGCGGCUGGAGCGAUCUGGUGGUUCGUCUUGAUGUGUGGCAUUUCAUGCGGCGCUUCGCUGCAGGUCUACACACUGACAGCCACCCGCUCUACGAUCUGUUCAUGGCAAAGCUCUCUGCCUGCAUCUUUGUCUGGGACGAGGGAGAUUUGUCCCUGCUGAAGGAGGCGAAAAGGAGGGAGCUGGAGCAACAGCAGGGCAUCAGAGGCCUCACUGAUGAGCAGCUGACCAGCAGGCUCACCUCCAAACAGCUGGCGCAGCACUGCCGCCGCUGCACACGUGGCGUGGAGGAGACCGAGCAGCUGAUCGGACAGAUGCUGGAGGCCUUCAAGGACGCCAGGGAAACCAUGGGCAUCCCCUUGGUGGACCAGGAGAGGAUGGACGUCAUCUGGGACGCUCAAAGGUGCCAUCUUCCCUGCAUCCAGGACCCUCCGGGAGUGCAGCUGUAUACCCAGACAGGAAGUGUUACAACGGGAGGGCUCACACUUCCUGUCUACCGCUGCGCUCGGGGGUCAACUUCCCUGGAGACCUUCCAUAACCACCUCAACCGCUUCAUACCCGGAACAAGCGCUAACCUGGAAAAUUUCCAGGCUUAUCUGCUUGAGGGUUUGGAGCGGUGGAACGAGGACCGCGCUGCUGCUGCCGUCACACAUGAUGCUCCCUCGUCGCUGCGCUGCUACAGUGGCUCACUCCAGCACAGCCUCAAUGAGCUCAGCCAGCGUCUUCUUGGCUGUAGUCUUGUGCAAGACCACUCCAAGCCAGGACAGUACACAGGCGAGCUCAUCGGGGUGGAGUACCUGUGCUCGCAGCAGUCCUGGGAGUUCAGGGAGAACUUUGGGCGAGACCCAGAUGUCCCAGACGGAAUCCCAUCGGACUUGGGAGAUGUAGAAGAUGAGGGAUUUGGGGAUGAGGCAGAGGAGCAGGACCACACCAUCUCCCCUCUUUCUUUAAUCUCAACGAAGGAAGCUAUGUGCUUGUCUCGGGAUUCACCGUCACCCUCUCAGUCCUCCCAGGAAGUGACACCUGAGCCCCAGAAAGUGUGCAGUGGACCAGACGGGACUCCAGGAUUUGACAGAGUGGUGGACCUGGCCAGAUAUCUUGUUGAGCUGAGGGAAAAGCCUUGCAUCUCGGACAGGGAAGCCGCUGACAUUGUUCGCCUGUGGGACAGACUGCCGGACAGUGACAGACAGGGUGUUUCCUAUCCGCCGAGACACAAGGAAAGGCUUUUGCAAGGCAGGUUCAAGGCCACCCACUCCAAAACCUCCACCUGCCAUGGAAAAGAGGGCCUGAAGCGGUGUGUUCUGGGGCAGGGCUCGGGUCCUGCGCAGUGGCCGAAUAUUAGUAGGAUUGUAGAGGCAGUAUGUCUGGAGCUCUGCUCCAUUCAUCCAGCGGGGAAGGUGAAGUGGGGCAUUUCAAUGAACCGCUGGGCUGCCAUUCUACAUGAUUACCAGGCCAUACGGAGACUAGUGGGGAACUGCCCAGCACUGAAGGGACGGACAAGAAUUCAGCUGUUUGAGGUCAAUCAGCGGAAGCUUUCUGUCUGGUACAACAACUACAGGAAGAAGCUGGAGGCAGAUGUGCUGCUCUCUGCUCUACCGGCAUCAUCCCUCUCUGCUCCAGCGUCAGCGUCCCUCUCUGCUCCACCAGCAGCAUCCCUCUCUGCUCCACAGCCAGCAUCCCUCUCUGCUCCACAGCCAGCAUCCCUCUCUGCUCCACAGCCAGCAUCCCUCUCUGCUCCAGCAUCAGCGUCCCUCUCUGCUCCACCAGCAGCAUCCCUCUCUGCUCCACGGCCGGCUGCCCUCUCUGCUCCACCAUCAGCAUCCCUCUCUGCUCCACAGCCAGCAUCCCUCUCUGCUCCACAGCCGGCUGCCCUCUCUGCUCCACCAUCAGCAUCCCUCUCUGCUCCACAGCCAGCGUCCCUCUCUGCUCCACUGCCAGCGCGGCAGAGGGAAAGACACUAGAAGAGUGGCUGCAGGAGAAGAGGAAUGAAGGAAAUCCUUCAGUGUAAAUAGUUUUAUUUGUAAAUAUUGUACUAAAUAUCCUUUGUUUUUUCUAUUAAGAAUUUUAUUUUAUUCUAUAAACAUUUGUUUGUAUUUAAUAAAAAUUGUGUAAAUAGUCCAAGGAUUCUUCUUUAUUUCAAAAGGUUUAUCUGCCUACUUAAAAAGGACACAUAAAAUGUCUUAAAUAAUUAUUUAUUUUAGAACAAUUUAUGACUGUUUAUAUGUUUAUUUUCCCUCAUAAAGGUCAAGCAAACUGUCCUAAAUAUUUAUUCUUUAUUUUAUAACAUUUAAUGAAACAUUUAUUUGCCCUCAUAAUGGUCACAUAGAUCAAAACCUUAUUUCAGGUUUAACUGCCUUCAUUAAGGCCAUGUUAAUUGUACCAUUGGUAUUGAUAGUGGUUGAACAAUAAUUUAAAACCAGACUGUUGAGAUUUUGCAGACCUUACUAUUUCAACAUGGUGGACAGCUGCUGUGUGCCAGGAUGCCAGAACAGGUGAGGGAAAGCAAAGGGGAAAUCAUGUUAUCAUAUUCCUAAGGAUCCUGAUAGACCCCUGAAAAAACGCUUAACGUGGCUUAAUGUACUAAGACAGUGAUAUUAACAGACCAAACUCAGUAAACAUCAUAAACCAUACUAUGUACAGCAAAGCAGUUCAGCCCAGAAUUUAAUGCAAUGCUUAAUGUAGCAUACUUAGUAAUAUUAAAAGAUCAAAUUCUGCACAAACCAUUUUUCUGUAUAGAAUGCUUUAUUAGUAUAGUGUUUACUGGUUUGGUCUUUUACUGUCUUAAUACAUUAAGCCAUGUUAAGCGUUUUCUUAAUGGGAGGAAAAUGUUUAAUUAAACAUGCUGCGUUCAUAUUCUGGGCUCAUCUGCUUUUCUGUACAUAUUAUGCAUUAUUAGUAUGGUGUUCACUAAGUCUGGUUUGUUAAUAACUGUUUUAGAAAAUUAAGCGUUUUAGAACGUCCUGACUGAGAUGGUUCAUGGCAAUAAAACAGCAACCCUAAAAUGACAUGAAAGAGUGUAAAAUGUGUUAAAUAACUGGGCUGAUAUAGGCAAUAUAAGAAUUUUCAGUACAACACAUGAAGAUGCAGCAAGAAAAGCCUACAUUCAAAAAACCAAGGGACAACACAAUAACCAUCAUGUGUCAGCAUGUGGGAUUUUCAUAAACCCUACUUACCCUGAAAUUGGUGCUUCACCUGAUGGCAUAGUAACAUGCACUUGCUGUGGUAAAGGCUGUGUUAAGAACAAGUGCCCAUCCGAGUUUAAAACUAACACCAUCCAGGAGGCAUGUUUGGCCAUAGAUUUCUACCUCAAACUUAUUGAUGGAAAGUUACAAUUAAAACAAAACCACCAAUAUUACACUCAAGUUCAGACACAUAUUUGUGUCAAAAAGCAACUACUGCGAUUUUGUGGUUUGGACACUCAAAGACUGUGUCAUUCUUAGAAUUGAGCCAAACCCUGAGUUUUGGAGGGAACGCCUACAGAAGGCUCAACAGUUUUUCAUAGCAGUUUCCUUCCCUGAGAUAAUUGUUUUAUUUGAUUAUUAACAGGUGUUUGUAUUGCUUAUUGUUAGAUAAUUCUAUGACAAUUAUAUAUUUGUUAUGCAAUGUUUUUGCUCACUUGAAAAGUUAUUUUGCACAUUAUUAUACAUUGUUACAAACAUUACAUCUGAGGAGUAAGUUAUGUAGUACUACUGAUUACAAUGCUGGCAUGAGACCAAAAGUGUCAUUUGUUAUUUAAUUUGUAUUUUAUAUUUGAAUUCAUGUAUUUAGCCGUUUUAUAUAAUGUUGUUGUUUUAUUUAUUUAUUUUUGGUAAUUGUUGUUGUUGUUGUUUUGUUUUUUUUUGCUCAAUUCUUGUUUUUAAAUAAGAUUUUGCUAAUGUCAUUUCAAUUUUUUUAUUAGGCUAUGUUUGAUUCAUGUGUAGAAAGUUGUAUAAAACAGUUUAGUCAAGCAUUAAAAGAAUGUUUUUUCACCAAAACAUUGUACAAACCGUUCAAUGUACAGCAAACAAAUUCACAUGGCUACAAUAUUUAAAGGGAUAGUUCAUGUUUUUCCCAAUCUG